This is a messenger RNA of Rotaria sordida, 774 nucleotides long. The record is from the annotation of a GenBank genome assembly. NCBI's taxonomy places the organism in Eukaryota, Metazoa, Rotifera, Eurotatoria, Philodinida, Philodinidae.
AUGGGUGAUACGAAUGGACAAGUAGUAGCUGGUGGCAAUAGCCAAGGAAAUCGAUUGGAUCAAUUGAAUUGGCCAGCCGAUGUGUUGAUCGACAAAGAGACGGAUAGUCUUAUUGUUUGUGAUCGAAAUAAUCGACGAGUUGUACGAUGGUCUCGUCGUAGUGGUACAACUCAAGGAGAAAUCCUCAUCAACAACAUCACUUGUUGGGGAUUGGCCAUGGAUGGUCAGAGAUAUCUCUACAUCGCUGACACCAACAAACAUGAAGUAAGACGAUAUCAAAUAGGAGACAAGAAUGGAACUAUUGUGGCUGGUGGCAAUGGCGAAAGUGCUGGUUUCAAUCAACUCAACUCUCCGUACUACACCUUUGUCGAUCAAGAACAGACUGUUUACGUGUCAGACCGUGACAAUCAUCGUGUAAUGAAAUGGAAUAAAGGUGCAAAAGAAGGAAUUGUUGUCGCUGGAGGUCAAGGACAAGGGAAUGCUCUGACACAAUUGUCGUAUCCUCAAGGACUAUUCGUCGAUACAUUGGGUACCAUCUAUGUGGCAGACUCGUGGAAUAAUCGAGUGAUGCGUUGGCCUAAAGAAGCGAAACAGGGCACUGUCAUUGUGGGUGGAAAUGCUCUUAUAUUACUUGUAACAGCACUUCAUCGACCAUUGUCAACUGAACAAUAUAUUGAUUUACUUUAUGAACAUUGGCAUACAUUAAAUUUACUUGAUGUAUUUCAAUAUGGUAUUCAAUGUUCUGAUGAAUUGAUUUUUCUUAAUUUAUUAUAG